Messenger RNA from Phoenix dactylifera (date palm), 1078 nucleotides. Its product is annotated as DNA ligase-like protein. The record is from RefSeq and is a predicted model, not a curated record. Lineage: Eukaryota; Viridiplantae; Streptophyta; Magnoliopsida; Arecales; Arecaceae.
UUCCCUCCUCUCCUCGCUUCGGGUCGCCUUCUUCGACGAAUCUCCAGCGAAUUAAGGUUUCGCAAUCCUAAUUUUGGGCUUUGGAAUCGUACUACCGAGCUCUUCGAUCCGAGAUCUGAAGGUUUAGAGCUCGUUUUCGGGGUGAUUUCCAAUGUCGGCAGCUAAAGUUAGCGGCAAGAGAAGGGGAUCGGGCUCCGAAUCGCUUAGAUCCAAGAAGAAAAACGAGCUAGAAGACGUUGAUUUCGACCAAGAUCUCGAUCUCUCCAGUGAUAUCAAAGAGAUUCUCACGGCAUUGCAGCAGAUCAGAGAGAAAGCCCAGAAGGAUGGGCAGAAGAAGAACGAGGAGACGAUUGGGAGUGUAGCUUCGGAGAUUCGAUCUAUCAUUGAUGAUGAAAAGAUGAAAAUUGAGAAGGACAGGCAUGGUAUUCUGAAGGCUCUUUCAAAGAUUUCUAAAGAGUGUGAGAGCUCUCUGAAGAAUGAAUAUGCCAAGUUUCAAGCAGCUUAUGAGAACUUUUGCAAGGAAAAAGUGGCACAUAUGCAGAAUUUGAAAGAAUUAUUUUCCAAAUAUGAAGAUGAAAAGGAUAAACUAUAUGCCCGUUACGAACAACAGCGGAAGAAGGAAAAAGCUAAUCUGUCAGAACUUGAGAAGGCCUGUGCUCAGAAGAUUGCCAGAGCAGAAGAAUCUCUAAAAAGGAAGAAGCAGGAUGACAAAUCUUUCAGCAUAUUGCGCAAGUCUCUUGGCUCAUUUCUGGAAGGCGCAUCUGAUGAUGAUUUUGGGCCUGAUGAAUGAGCCUUGAUUACCGGUAACUGCUCUUGGAUAUGGGGAAGCAUAAAAUUCUGUAUAUAAACCUUAUUCCCUUUGACAUCAUCUAUCUUCUUUAACUGAAGAUUUUGCCCAAUUAUUGGACAGUGAAUUGGGAUUAAAAUUUGUCAAUGGUUCCUAGGCCCUAGAAUCUGUUUUGUUAAUAUAAGAAAUGGGGUAUCUACAGUAAUCAUCACAUUGCCUGUUUCUAGUUUUCCAGGACCUGGACUACUGAAACACUGUUGGUAAAGCAGAUGAUGUUAAAUCUUUUGACAA